Messenger RNA from Anopheles coustani, 6153 nucleotides. RefSeq names its product cadherin-89D-like. The record is from RefSeq and is a predicted model, not a curated record. The coding region runs from base 1 to 5994 and encodes 1997 amino acids. The transcript has 11 exons. NCBI's taxonomy places the organism in Eukaryota, Metazoa, Arthropoda, Insecta, Diptera, Culicidae. Gene Ontology annotation, biological process: homophilic cell-cell adhesion. Gene Ontology annotation, cellular component: plasma membrane; catenin complex. Gene Ontology annotation, molecular function: calcium ion binding; cadherin binding.
AUGAAGUUCGUCAACAGGAUCACGGUAUUUCUGCUGCUGCUGCUGGCAGGCGUAACCAAACCGAAUCAAGCGUGCAAACUAUACUCAAAAAGUAAUCUCCGAACAAAAUCGGAUGGCGUGCAGUUUCUGCGACUUAAGGAGGAUUUCCCGGUCGGUGGGGAGAUCGUGUCGCUGUACGCGUACCCUCGCAACUCGAUCCUCAUCCCGAGGACGGAAAACUCAAGCGAUUACGAGUACUUCAAGCUGAAGGAAAUCAACAGCACGGUCGUCAGUGUCAUCCUCAACCGGAGUCUGGACAAUCUGGUUGACUCCGAGGAUCCGCAGAGCAUCCUGAAGUUCAGUGUGUUCUGCAGCGGGACGGGCAUGAAGCAGGACAAUUCUUCAUUUUUUACAAUUACUGUUUACAUUGAAGAUAUUAACGAUAAUGAUCCCGAAUUUAUCAAUCUACCGUACGUGGUAACGCUCGACGAAUCAACGCCAAUUGAGACGGUGGUGUUUAAUAGAAUUAAGGCAAUUGAUCGUGAUAAGCCAAACACGCCGAAUUCCGACCUCGAGUACGCGCUGGCGGCGAAGCACAUGAAGAGCGGCGACUUUCCGUUCCGGCUCGAGAGCUCGCAGAAGCCGGCGCUGGUGCUGCAGCGUCCGCUCGACUUCGAUGCCGGCUGGCGUUCGAUGAGCGUCCAGAUAGUGGCGAGCGACCGGGGUAAUCCGCCCCGCACCACCAACGCCACCAUUCGGGUGAACCUGCGCGACGUCGACGAUCUGCCACCGAUCUUCACCCGGGCCCUGUACAAGACGCGCAUCAAGGAAUCGACCCCACUCACGGGCAAACCGAUUCACAUCCCGCUGUACAUCGAGCCACCGAUUAUGGCGUUCGAUCAGGACUCGCUGAACGAAACGCUCGUGUACGGCAUCGUGGCUGGGAACGAGCGGCAACUGUUCUGGAUCGCACCGGAAACGGGCGUCCUCUUCCUGCAGAAGGAGAUCGACCUCGAGAGCGAAAGUCUGCCGGAUAACACGUUCACACUGCAGAUCGAGGCGCAACAGAUAAACGACCCGGCAAAGAGUGCCUUCGCACGGGUGGAGAUUGAGGUGAUCGACUUGAACGACAACGUGCCCGAGUUCGAGGUAGACCUGUACAACAUCUCCAUCAUCGAGAACCUACCGAAGGGCUUCAGCAUACUACAGGUGAACGCGAUCGAUCGAGAUCAGGGAGAAAAUGGGGAGUUCUACUACUAUCUGAUGGAUGAGGAUCCCAAAGGAGCGUUCAUGAUCGAUCAUGGUUCCGGGUGGAUCGUGGUACGUGACGAAACGUUUCUGGACAAGGAGCAGCGCAGUUCGCUGAAGAUGAACGUGCAUGCGGUCGAGCGGAUAGAACAGUAUGAUCGUAGCCGUAACUACGGCAAGGUGCAGGUGGAGAUCACGUUACUCGACACCAACGACAACACACCCGAGUUCGAGCAGGGUACGCUGUACGAGUUCAAGACACACUGCAAUGCCACGGUUGGGUCCAAGGUUGGCCAACUGCGUGCGCUCGAUCCGGACGAUCUGGGCAAUGGAAAGGUACAGUACAACAUCAAAAACGUCCGACCGAACCUCGCCAUUCCGUUCCGGCUUGACGUCGACACGGGCGACAUACGUGUGGCGGAGACACUAACCUAUGGAAAGAUAGCAUUCUUCGUGGAAGCACGAGAUCAGCCACAGAAUCCGUCCGAGUCGCGAUUCAACGUAGCUCUCGUCACGAUCGACAUCGUGUGUCAGUCAAUCGAGGAUAUCGAGUUCAUCGGAGCUCCGUACGAGUUUUGGGUUGGGGCGGACGCCGCAAUCGGCUCAUCGGUUGGUCAAAUUCGAACCACCUUCGAUAUGGUGUCGGACGAAGAAAUCUUCUUCGACCUGCUCCACUCCUAUCCCGAGGGAGUCCCUUUCGCGAUCGAGGAACGAUCGGGCAUCGUAACGGUGAUCGAGUCGAUGGAGAAGUUCGACCGGCGAUGCUACGAGUUUGAGACGGUCGUCUCGUACUUGCCCGAGUCGGCAGGCAAGAAUACCGAACAAUUGACGCCGGAGGCGUACAACAGCCUGGAGAAAAUCAUCGUCACGAACGUGACGAUACACGUGAUCAAGCACAACUUCAUGCUGCUGCGCGGCACCAAUGCUACACCGAUCGAGUUCCGCGUGAAGGAGAACAAACCGAACGCAUUGAUCGGCCAGCUCAAGUUCCAAGACUUUCAGGAACAGUGUGACGCAGACGAGAAAGGCCUUCCACCGUUGAUAUCUGUGCGGGGUGAUAAGAACCGAGCGGAUCGACAAGUGUUUCAGCUUAAUGGUGGGAAGAAUCGAACACGGUACGCUCGACGGUUUACCCGGGACCUGUCCGCUCAGGCGAACCUGAUCCGACUGUACCCGUUGGUGACCUUUGAUGCAAUGGCGUCCGUUAAUGGCACCCGAAAGGCGAGAAACUCGCGUCAACCGACGAGUGGCGUGCAGUAUUCGUUGGUGAACAGCUACGAUGUGGCGGACACUGUGCGCCUUACGAACGAUGGCAAGCUGAUGACGAUAAAGGGACUCGAUCGGGAGCGACAGGACAUGAUCCGGGUGACGAUCAUCGCCGAGUACUUCUACAAACAACGGACGUUCGCUGGGAUCUAUCAGGUGGUGAUCGUUGUUGAGGACGAGAACGACAACCCGCCGACGUUUAAUCGACCAUUCUACUUGGGUGUGAUUGCCGAAAACUCACCGAUAGGGACGGAGAUCGUGCUCAACAACCCGAUCAUUAUCGCCGAUGCCGACGCUGCCGGUCCCAACAGUGACUACGAGUUGCUCCUAUCGGGCGAAUCGAACUCAUUUGUGGCACAGUUUUCUAACUCGACGCUCUCCAACUACAACAAAACAGUGGCGCAUAUCUUCCGGAACUUGCAGAUUGCCAAUGUGGACUCCGGUGAACGCCCAGCCCGACCUCACAAGCAACUGCAGGAGUACGGGAACGCGUCGACGCCACACUACAACAUCCUUUUCAUGGGUCCGAACAAGCUGGACCGCGAGGAGAUCGAGAGUCUUACGCUUAAGAUGACGGCCACCGAUCGGGACAAUCUGAUGUCGGAGGUGGAGCUUCGCAUUCUGAUACUUGACGUGAAUGACUGUGCGCCAGUGUUCGAGCGGGUCGCCAUUUUCCGUAAGAGCCGGUGCGAGAUGAUCGAGAACACGAGCGAUCUGGAGUUGCAAUACUUGGACGAGAUAGAGACGGAGGUGCUACCGGAGUUCCUCGAUUCGGGCGGGCUGUCGGAGCUGGCUGGAGCGAGUCGUGUGUCAUACGGAGUGGAGAGUCUGUUCGAGAUGGUCCAGUCGGCACCGUACGUUGGUAUGCCACGGUUGUACGAUAGCCAGGCGGUGAUGGUGAACCGUUCGGCCGAUCGGGAUCUGUUGACGAUGCGAAGGAAGCUGUACCGGCAGCAACAGAGAACGCGCCAGCGUGGACGGAAUACGCGUGCGGCCGCUCAGAAAUCUCAGCUGCGGUUUGCCCUGCCAGAGAACGUGGAAGUGGGCAAGGUGGUAUUGAAGCUGACAGCAAACGAUGACGAUUUUGAGAAAAACGCACGAGUGUUCUACGAGGUGUCGGGGCAGGUGGAAAAAACCACUGGCGACCGGGUGACGUACUUCAAGAUAGAUCGCAACAACGGCGAACUGAAGGUGGCCCAGCGACUGCCACCCGAGAGUGACAUCGCACUCAACAUCACCGCCAAGGAUGUGGGCGGCCUCUCGGACGCACUGCAAGUGUCAUUCAAGGUGUACGAUGUCAACGACAAUGCGCCCGUGUUCGAGAAGCAGUGGUACACGUUCAAUGUGGACGAGGGUUCGUAUCCGAUCACGGGCAAGAAGAUUGGGCAGGUGCGCGCCAACGACGAUGACACUGGUAUGAACGGGAACGUCACGUACCUGUUGCUGCCCAAGGGAGAUCAGAAGAUUCCGUUCUCGAUCUCCCCGCUCGACGGGACGAUCCGGGUUAGUGGGGAGAUCGAUCGCGAGACGGUGUCCUCCUACCGAUUUCGGGUGCUUGCCUCGGACAACAACUUCGACCUCAAGCUGUCCGCCAUGGUGGACGUGGAGGUGAUCGUGAUGGACCGUAACGACAACAGUCCCGAGUUCACGGCGUACGACGAACUGCGAAGUGACCGUAGCACCGUCCAACGACUUCCAGUGUACGUAGCGUACUUGGACGUAAACGCUCCGGUAGGUACGUUCGUGAAGCAGGUCCUCGCCCGCGACAGUGACUUCCGGGAGAAUGGCAACGGGCUCGUAAUCUACUCGCUCACGGGACAAAGUGACGUCCUCCAGUUCACCGUUGACCCGAAGGAUGGUGUGGUAACAACGGCAUCCAAAUACACUCAUCCCAACGACGGCCGGAAGCAAAACCAGCAGGUAAACGUGUCCGUGGUUGCAUCCGACUUCGGAACGCCACCACGCUCCAGCGUUGCCCUGCUGAUCGUGAACCUAAAAGGUGACCCACAGCAUAGGCAACCGGUGGAUGAGAAGCCACCGCUCUUCCCUUACCGCUACUACGAGAUCGAGCUGCGAGAGAACGACCCAGCACCACGGAUCGUCCUCAACGUGACGCUCUCGAAACGGUACGCCAGUGAACCGUUCCGGUGGGAGAUCGUUGGUGACACGUUCGAUGGACAGUUCCGGAUCGACGAGCGGAAUGGAUCGCUCUGGUUGCUGCGGCCACUCGAUCGUGAGGAACGGGACGCGUACGAGGUGAAGAUCCGGGUGGAACGAUUGAAGCGCGAGAGUCGCAGCAUUCCGAGUGUGCUGUACGCGCUGGAGAACCCGGUACGACGGAAAAAUCAGCUGCAUCGGGUGCACGACAACGAGGUGGAGAUCAUGAUCAAGGUGGUGGACGUGAACGACAAUGCGCCGGUUUUCCGCGAUAACUAUGGACCGAUCAUUUCCGUCGUGCCGGAUACUGCCAACUACGGAUAUUCGGUGAUGAAAGUUGAGGCCACCGAUGAUGAUGCCGGCAGUAACGGAGAGGUUCGCUACUCACUCCUAAACGAACCAGCACGGCUCUUCGCCAUCGAUCCACUCACGGGCCAGAUCCGGCUACUGAACGCGCUGGCCACGUUCAAGGAGAAGGUGUUCGGAUUCGACGUGAAGGCGACCGAUCGCGAGGGUGCCGACGAUGGCAAGUCUACCAUCGUGAACGUGUUCGUGUACGUACUGCACGCGCACCAGGAAGUGUGUCUCAUCCUUGCCGGGCUGCCGGUGGACAUCGAGAAGCAGCUGGCGAUGAUCUCCUCCAGCCUCAGCACCGCCACAGGCUACGACAUUCGAAUACGGGCCCUCGAAAGCAACGCCAAAGUGGACGAUGCCACCAACCUUUACCUAUAUGCCAUCGAUCGCAAAACGAAUGGGCUCGUGGAAAUGACUGAACUCCAAAGAUCUCUCUCCCGGUUGGAUAUGUCGAACCUGAAACCUCACCUCCCGAUCAUAGAGCUUACGGAGCUGGCGGUCAAUACCAUCGAGCCGCACUCCUUCGAUGCCGGCAUGAAGGGCAUCGAGCUAGCAACCGUCGUUAUCGGAGGGCUAAUAUUUGCCGGUGGAACAGCGACGGCCCUCUGCAUCGCUUGCGCACGUUACAGGCGCCUCAUACCCCUGCCAACCGUCGGUGGACGGGGUGGUGGUGGUGGUGGAAGCAGUAACACGUCGGCGGAAGAUGUCCGAGUUCGGAGCAGCAUAUCGCGGCUAGGGCUCGGAGCGAACAGCGGCAACAACAACAACACCAACACGGCCGGGAGCACACGACCGAUCACCGGCGCCGACAUACAGCCCGUCAUAAACCGGUCCGACCUGAAGAGCUCCAUCUUCCAUCCGAACUUCCAUCGGCAGUUUGUGACCAACAUCAGCACCGAAGCCGUGGCGGAGCAUAGCAACGAGGGAAACAAUAGUGACAGCUACGAAGACUCCCUGAAGGACUCGCUGACAUCGAACACGAGCCUAUGACAAUCGGGGAACCCUCCCGGGAGGACCUACUACACUGUACAGUUUAGUCGUAAGGGAGAACCCGCCGAAGGAUGACCAGAACGACGAUUGUUGAUUAGUUUUGUAAGCUGACCUGUACCGAAACCCGUUGACUAGGAACGGUAGAGACUGUGUAAAUAC